Cucurbitaria berberidis CBS 394.84 is the source of this 1566-nucleotide messenger RNA. Its product is annotated as DnaJ-domain-containing protein. The transcript has a single exon. Lineage: Eukaryota; Fungi; Ascomycota; Dothideomycetes; Pleosporales; Cucurbitariaceae. Gene Ontology annotation, cellular component: endoplasmic reticulum. The coding region runs from base 1 to 1566 and encodes 521 amino acids. Gene Ontology annotation, molecular function: misfolded protein binding; protein-folding chaperone binding. The record is from RefSeq and is a predicted model, not a curated record. Gene Ontology annotation, biological process: protein folding in endoplasmic reticulum.
AUGAUCCUCCGGCUAUCAUCCAUCGCCCUCGGGCUGCUCUCUACAGGCCCCCUCGUGAGCGCACUCUCUCCCUCGGACAUACCAGCGGACACGCCUGUGUCGCAGCUCAUCAAGGAUGCCAGUGUGAAGCUGGCAACGGGCAACGCGCUGGAUGCCCUCACCUACUUCGACGUGGCCAUCUCGCGCGACCCGCGCAACUACCUCACCUUUUUCCGACGCGGUGCCGCCUACCUCUCGCUCGGAAAGACGGUGCAGGCGCAGCACGACUUCGACAAGGUGCUAGAGCUCAAGCCCGGAUUCGAGGGUGCGCUAGUGCAGAGGGCGAAGAUAAGAGCUAGAAAAGCCGACUGGACAGCAGCGCGCAGCGACUACGAGGCCGCGGGCAAGGUUGAUGACAUCGCGCAGCUAGAGGAGGCACAAGGUGCGGCUGUUCUGGCCCAAGAGGCCGCAGACAAGGGCGACUGGGAGUCAUGCGUUAGCCAUGCAGGGACCGCCAUUGUAGUAGCUGGUGCCGCAUACGACAUCCGCAAGACCAGGGCCAGGUGUCGCUUUGAGAAGGGCGAGGUGGUCGAGGGCAUCAGCGAUCUCCAGCACCUUCUCCAGAUCAACACAGGCGACAUCGAACCCCACCUCCAGAGUUCAGCCAUGGCCUUUUACUCCUUGGGCGAAACCGAGAAGGGACUGAAGCACAUCGCACAAUGUCUGCAGUCAGACCCCGACUCCAAAGCCUGCAUGAAGCUCCGCCGACGGGAGAAGAACCUCGAAAAGGACCUCAAGAAAGUGCGCUCCUUCUUCGAAAGGCGCCAAUUCGCCACGGCCUCGAAACUCCUCAUCGAUCGCGGCGAAGAAAACCCGGGCCUCCUCAAGGAAGUCAAGCAGGACUUCCAAGACUACAUCGAGUCAGGAUACAUCUACAAGAACUCGCCACAAGGCUUAUAUCAGAACCUGGUCGAAAUGACCUGCGAAGCCUACGUAGAGAUGAAUAACCUCAAGAAGGGAACCCCAUAUUGCACUGAAGCGCUCCAUCUAAAUCCAAACUCACUGCACGGACUCCUACACAAGGCGCAACGACAACUCGAUGCCGAUGAAUUUGAGGACUGCGUCCGAACGCUCGAACACGCAAAGGAACACCACCAGCACCAAAAGCUCGAAGAACUCCACCAAAAAGCCCACACGCUCCUCAAACGCUCAAAAACAAAGGACUAUUACAAAGUCCUCGGCGUGGAUCGCGACGCCAAUGAGCGUGAGAUCAAGAAAGCAUAUCGCAAGCUGAGCAAAAUAUACCACCCGGACAAAGCUUCUGCCCAAAACAUCACGCCCGAGGACGCUCAGAAGAAAAUGGCCUCCGUCAAUGAAGCAUAUGAAGUCCUCUCAGAUCCAGAGUUGAAGGAGAGAUUCGACAGAGGCGAUGAUCCAAACAGCAACGAACAACAAGGCAAUCCGUUCCAAGGCUCACCGUUCGGUGGUGGUGGUCAGCAGUUCAUGUUCAAGCAAGGCGGCUUCCCCGGUGGCAGCUUCAAAUUCCAACAGGGCGGUGGCGGAUUUCAAGGCUUCCCUGGCUUUUAA